AUGCCCCGCGAAGAGACCAAGAGACGUACGCGCCUUGUUGAUGAGGAUGAUGGAGAGACGGUGGAAUUCACCACGUCCAAGGAUAUUUCUAUCUUUCCCUCUUUCGAGGCCAUGGGACUCAAAGAAGACCUUUUGCGGGGCAUUUACGCCUAUGGGUUCGAAAAGCCAUCAGCGAUCCAGCAACGUGCUAUUAAGCCUGCAAUCCAGGGCCGAGAUCUGAUUGCUCAGUCGCAGUCUGGAACUGGCAAAACGGCGGUGUUCUCCAUCUCAAUUCUUCAAUCUCUAGACACUUCCAGUAACGAGACGCAAGCGCUCGUGAUCUCCCCGACUCGGGAAUUGGCCGAGCAGACCCAAAAGGUGGUAUUGGCUCUUGGAGACUAUAUGAACGUGCAGUGCCAUGCUUGCAUUGGCGGCAAAAGUGUGGGGGAAGAUAUUCGCCGACUGGACUUUGGUGUGCAGGUAGUGUCCGGUACACCAGGUCGGAUUUUUGACAUGAUCCGACGUCGUAACUUGCGCACACGGAAUAUCAAGAUGCUGGUGAUUGACGAAGCUGAUGAGAUGCUGAACAAGGGCUUUAAAGAGCAGAUCUACGACAUUUACCGCUACUUGCCGCCGUCGACCCAGGUGCUUUUGGUCUCAGCUACCAUGCCGCAAGAAGUCCUUGAUUUGACACGCAAGUUCAUGAACGAACCUGUGAAGGUUUUGGUGAAGCGCGAUGAGUUGACGCUGGAAGGCAUCAAGCAGUUCUUUGUGGCUGUGGAGAAGGAGGAGUGGAAGUUUGACACGCUGUGCGAUUUGUACGACACGCUGACAAUCACGCAGGCUGUGAUCUUUUGUAACACAAAACGAAAGGUGGACUGGCUCACAUCCAAGAUGCGUGAGGCCAAUUUCACCGUGUCGGCGAUGCACGGUGACAUGCCGCAAAAAGAACGUGACGCCAUCAUGCAGGAAUUCCGAUCAGGCGGCUCACGCGUGCUCAUUACCACAGAUGUAUGGGGCCGUGGAUUGGAUGUGCAGCAAGUAUCGCUGGUCAUCUGCUACGACUUGCCGAACAACCGCGAGCUGUAUAUCCACCGAAUCGGUCGUUCAGGCCGUUUUGGCCGCAAGGGUGUUGCUAUCAACUUUGUCAAGGAUGAUGACGUUCGUAUUCUGCGAGACAUCGAGCAGUACUAUAGUACGCAGAUUGACGAGAUGCCUAUGAACGUGGCGGAUCUCAUUUAA
This is a messenger RNA of Peronospora matthiolae, 1221 nucleotides long. Lineage: Eukaryota; Oomycota; Peronosporomycetes; Peronosporales; Peronosporaceae. The record is from the annotation of a GenBank genome assembly.